AGGUCUCUCUUAUUUCGUCUAAAAAGAUUAUUUUUUACUCAUAUUUCAUCUAAAAAUCUUUUUUUUUUCACUUGAAUAUCUCUUAUUUCAUCUAAAAAUCAAUUCUUGACAAUCGGGUAUCUCUUAUCAAAAUCAGUUCUUGUCAUUUAGAUAUAUCUUUUUUUAUCUAAAAAUCAGUUCUUGUCAUUUCGGUGUCUUCUACUUCACUUAAAAAAUGAAUUUUUUUUACUUAGAUAUCUCUUAUUUCGUCUAAAAGUUCGUUAUUUUCACUUGUGUAUAUCUUAUUUUAUUGAAAAAUCCAUUCUUUUCACUCGGGUAUCUCUUCUUUCCUCUAAAAAUCAAUUCUUUUCACUCGGAUAUGUCUUCUUUCAUCUAAAAAUCAGUUCUUUUCACUCGGAUAUCUCUUCUUUAUCUCUUCUCUACUCUAAAAAUCAAUUCUUUUCACUCGGAUAUCUCAUAUUUCAUCUAAAAACAGUUCUUUACACUCAAGUAUCUCUUAUUUCAUCAAGAAAACUUCUCAUUUUCUCUUCUCUAACUUCAUUGAAUUUGAGAGUCAAGCUCAGUUUAAACAAUGGGGGAUGAGAACAAGAAGAAUUCAGUUAGCUCUGAAACCGCGCGAAUUUCGGUUGAAGUUAACAAUCUUCCUAAUUUUCUUCAAUCAAUCAGGCUCAAAUAUGUGAAACUUGGUUACCAUUACUUGAUCAGCAAUGCAAUGUAUCUGUUUUUGGUUCCUGUUUUGGGAGUUCUUUGUGUUCAUGUUAUGACUAUUUCAGUUGAGGACCUGAUCCAAUUAUUGGAUAAAUUGAAGUUCAAUCUUAUCACAGUGAUUUUAUGUUCUGCUGUUGUUGUUUUUCUGGGGACACUUUAUUUCAUGACAAGGCCUAGAAAAGUGUAUUUGGUUGACUUUUCAUGUUAUAAGCCUAAGCCUGAUGUUAUGUGUAGUAAAGAAACUUUCAUGGAGAGAUCAAAACAAGCCGGGAUUUUCACUGAGGAGAAUUUGGCCUUUCAGAAGAAGAUACUAGAAAGGUCGGGUUUAGGUCAAAAGACGUAUUUUCCUGAGGCACUUUUGAGAGUGCCCGCGGAACCUAACAUGGCUGAGGCAAGGAAAGAGGCUGAGAUGGUGAUGUUUGGUGCUAUCGAUGAGUUGUUGGCGAAAACUAGGGUGAAGGCUAAGGAUAUUGGGAUACUUGUGGUGAAUUGUAGCUUGUUUAAUCCAACACCAUCACUUUCUGCUAUGAUUGUUAACCAUUACAAGCUCAGGGGAAAUGUUAUGAGUUAUAAUCUUGGUGGAAUGGGAUGUAGUGCUGGACUCAUUUCUAUUGAUCUUGCUAAACAACUAUUGCAGGUGAAUCCUAAUUCUUAUGCACUUGUGGUGAGUAUGGAAAACAUAACACUCAAUUGGUACUUUGGCAACAACAGAUCAAUGCUUGUCUCAAAUUGCAUAUUUAGGAUGGGAGGUGCUGCAAUUCUGCUGUCGAACAGAUCAACAGAUCGUCGACGUUCCAAGUACCAACUCAUCCAUACAGUACGUACACACAAGGGCGCGGAUGACAGGAGCUAUGGUUGUGUGUUCCAGGAGGAGGACGAGAAGAAGGAGAUUGGUGUUGCCUUAUCGAAGGACCUAAUGGCUGUUGCAGGGGAAGCACUAAAAACUAACAUCACAACGCUCGGGCCAUUAGUUCUUCCUAUGUCUGAGCAACUCCUUUUCUUCAUGACAUUAGUCGCGAGGAAGAUCUUUAAGAUGAAAAUCAAGCCUUACAUACCUGAUUUCAAGCUGGCAUUCGAGCAUUUCUGUAUACACGCUGGUGGAAGGGCAGUACUGGAUGAGCUCGAGAAAAAUCUCGAGCUCAGCCAAUGGCAUAUGGAGCCAUCAAGAAUGACACUUUACAGGUUUGGUAACACAUCAAGUAGCUCUUUAUGGUAUGAAUUGGCUUAUACUGAAGCUAAAGGGAGGAUCAAGAAAGGAGACAGAACAUGGCAAAUUGCAUUUGGUUCUGGAUUUAAAUGUAACAGUGCUGUGUGGCGCGCGUUAAAGACGAUUAAUCCUGCUAAAGAGAAGAAUCCAUGGAUGGAUGAGGUUCAUGAAUUCCCAGUUGAAGUACCUAGAAUUGUCACAAUUAAUGAUUCUUGAAAAUAAUUUUUAAUUUUCCUCCAGUAAAUGUUACUAUGUAAUAGUAGUAUUAUCAUUCUUUGUUACCUUAAAGAUUGCAAUGCACAAUGUAAUUUGAUUUGAUUAUUUAUAAAAAGUGAUAUCAAAUAUUCUAUUUUCUAGCAAA
Molecule: messenger RNA, 2276 nt
Organism: Solanum lycopersicum (tomato)
Lineage: Eukaryota; Viridiplantae; Streptophyta; Magnoliopsida; Solanales; Solanaceae
Product: 3-ketoacyl-CoA synthase 11
Biological process (GO): fatty acid biosynthetic process
Cellular component (GO): membrane
Molecular function (GO): acyltransferase activity, transferring groups other than amino-acyl groups
Source: RefSeq, a predicted model, not a curated record